AUUCGAAACUCAUCCUUUCUCUAUCUACACAUAACUCCAAAAUAUCAAUCUCUCUCUUAACAAAACCAAAUAAAAAGAAGGAAGUCUCUAUCUUUUUGCUGAGGAAUCUCCUUAAUUUGUGUGUCUCUUGUGUGCAUCAAUGGAUGAGAAAGGAAGAAACUUAAAGAACAUCAACAUGGAAGACGAAAUGGACCUGAAAAGAGGUCCAUGGACCGCUGAAGAAGAUUUUAAGCUCAUGAAUUACAUUGCUACUCAUGGAGAAGGUCGAUGGAACUCCCUUUCUCGUUGUGCAGGACUCCAACGCACUGGUAAAAGCUGUAGGUUACGGUGGUUAAACUAUCUCCGCCCUGACGUCCGCCGUGGAAAUAUUACCCUCGAAGAACAACUCUUGAUCCUCGAGCUUCAUUCUCGUUGGGGAAAUCGGUGGUCAAAAAUUGCACAAUACUUGCCGGGAAGAACUGACAAUGAGAUCAAAAACUAUUGGAGAACACGAGUGCAAAAACAUGCAAAGCAGCUUAAGUGCGAUGUGAACAGUCAGCAAUUCAAAGACACAAUGAAGUAUUUGUGGAUGCCUCGGCUCGUCGAGAGGAUCCAAUCUGCAUCAGCCUCAGCCACAGCCGCAACCACCACUACUACUACCACGACAGGAUCAGCCACCACAUCAUCUAGCAUCACAACCUCUAACAAUCAAUUCAUGACGUAUGAUUACAACAACAACAGCAUGGGACAACAAUUUGGUGUAGUCAAUAACGAUUAUAUCAAGCCGGAAAACUCCAACGUGGCAGUGUCUCCGAUGUCAGACUUGACGGAGUACUACAGCGCUCCAAACCCGUACCCGGAAUACUAUUCGGGUCAAGUGGGUAAUAGCUAUUAUCCGGAUCAAGAAUUGGUGGUUCCACAAAUGUUACCGGAUAAUUAUUUUGAUUAUUCUGGAUUAUUAGAUGAAGAUUUACCGGCUAUGCAGGAGCAGAGUAAUCUUAAUUGGUUUGAAAAUAUUGAUGGAACUACUUCUUCUUCGGACAGUUUAUGGAACAUUGGAGAAAAUGAUGAAGACUUAUGGUUUUUACAGCAACAGUUCAACAAUAAUGGCAACUUCUGAAUACAGUUUUAAAAUAGAAACGUUAUUCACUUAAUUAAACACAAAGUAUACGUGUGAAAGACAUUCGUUGAAGGAGAAUAAUUAAAGACAAGGAAUGUGUUAACGAUAUCAUAUUAGGAUAUAUGAUCAGCUUUUUUGUUUCAAGCUUGAUCAAUAUGAUUGGUUUUUUCUUUUUUUUUUUUUG
Molecule: messenger RNA, 1283 nt
Organism: Eruca vesicaria subsp. sativa (arugula)
Lineage: Eukaryota; Viridiplantae; Streptophyta; Magnoliopsida; Brassicales; Brassicaceae
Source: the annotation of a GenBank genome assembly